AACUGAUAAGAAAAUGUAAUAAAACCAGUGAUUCUUGGAACUCGGAAGGAGCGGAGAACCCUUCCUUCGCGUCAAGAGAGAUGGCGUUUGUGGCAGCAAGCAUCCAAUGAUCUCGGUUACUACGACAUGAUGAAGAAGCUGCUCAUCAUCAGGUGAUUAUAACACAAUGACUUCGCUGUUGGAGAAGUUUAACAAGGAAAGAAUCUGCCUUACGGACAAAGCAUUCGGAUUUUUGCCUGUUCUUGAUUCAAGUAAGGCUCAAGCCAUGGAAUCUAUUGCAUCAGUAAUUGGGAUUUUGAAUAAAGUUGGGGGUUCAACUCGUCAUUCGGGCAUCUUUGCGAUGAUUCAUAUGCUUUGUGCCAUUGACUCUUUUGAAAUGGCGAAGUUUGUGAUGGAAGUUGUUGAGAAGAAGUUGUCAUACUACGCCAUUUUAGUUCGUGAAAAAUGUAGGAAAGGCUGCUCUGAGGAAGCUUAUGCUCUAAUGGGUGAAAUGCGAGUGGCUGGUUGUGAACCGGACACGAAAAUAUACAACUACAUUUUAGGUAGUUUAUGCAAAAGUGGGAAGCUGUCUGAAGCUCUAGACAUGCUUCAUGAAAUGAAAGAAAUGAGUGUUGAUCCGGAUUUAAUAACGUUUGAAAUAUUUAUUUCAAGUUCAUGUAGACGUGGGAAUCUGGAACUUGCGGAUCGGAUUUUAAAGAUGUUAAUGGAUACGGGUUGUCCUCCGAGACUUGAAACUUAUGCUGCUUUGGUGAAAGGUUAUUACAAUGUUGGACGAAAGGAGGAGGCGUACAAAUAUGUGCAGGAUCUUGAAGUGAAGAAGAUGCCUGCCACUAAUAAGAUGUAUAGCCUUCUUGCAAAUCUCCACCAGAGAGAAGGAAAUAUUGAUGUUGCUCGCAGGAUUUUUAAUGAAAUGAUGGAGAAAGGUCUAAAGCCUGACUAUUUACAUUAUGCAAAAACCAGAAAUGUGCUCAGGCAUACUGGUGAUAGACAAUUAGCUCAAGAUUUACAAAAGAAAUUCUCGAAAUUUAGAGUUGAAUAAGAAUGUUAACCUCCUGCUGUCUUCUUAUGUGGUUUUUGUUUCUAUUUUUCCUUCUGUUUGGUAUGUAGUCAUGAACAAAGAGGCAGUAAUUAUGAUAUACUGCAAGAAGUUAAUUGAGGAUGUUUGUUUACAGUUUUAAAGCAGCAAGAAACGAUUGCUUG
Molecule: messenger RNA, 1200 nt
Organism: Cynara cardunculus var. scolymus (artichoke)
Lineage: Eukaryota; Viridiplantae; Streptophyta; Magnoliopsida; Asterales; Asteraceae
Product: pentatricopeptide repeat-containing protein At1g06710, mitochondrial-like
Exons: 2
Coding region: 167-1039 (290 amino acids)
Molecular function (GO): protein binding
Source: RefSeq, a predicted model, not a curated record